This is a messenger RNA of Drosophila serrata, 3864 nucleotides long. RefSeq lists its product as uncharacterized. Lineage: Eukaryota; Metazoa; Arthropoda; Insecta; Diptera; Drosophilidae. Gene Ontology annotation, biological process: proteolysis. Gene Ontology annotation, molecular function: metallodipeptidase activity. The record is from RefSeq and is a predicted model, not a curated record.
AUGGAGCACCUACGUCCCAUGAGCUACGAGGAGAUGUGCCAAAUGGAGAUGCUUCAGUCUGCCGGUGGAUCUUCCGUAUCAUCGGGACCCCCACCAGGCGCCGCCAUGAUGCCCAUCAUGGUGAUACCCACAGCUCUACUGCCGGCUCCAGCCGAGGGGGCGGUGGGUGGUGUGCCUGGUGGAAUCCCUGGCGGUGGGCUGGUGGAGCACUACUAUCAGCUGCAGCCCACGCACCACCUACUGCCAGCCGAGGUGGCAGCCAACACCACCACCACCACCACCAACACACCGAAUCCCGGCGAAUUGGCUCUCCUGCAAGGCGUCGAACAGAUUCCACACACAAUCCAGCAUCCACAGCAGAUGAAUAUCCUGUGCACAGGAACGCUGGGACGCCCACGAAUGCCGGCAUCGGUUGCCGGGCAUAAUCCAAAUCUUAAUCCCAAUGCCGCCAAUCCCAAUCCCACGGUGGCGGCCACCUUGCCGCGCGGCUUCCAGCCGGCUGCCUUUGUUGCGGAAGUGGAGUCGGAUUUCGAGGGCAGCGAGUGCGGUGCCAGCGGGAUGACCACCACCUGCAUGCCGCACUUCCGCUUCGGCGGCUGCGGCCUUCAGUCCCUGCAACACCAUCCCCACCAGCAACAGGAUGCAGUGGUGGGCUGCGGUUCGCUGGCCUACAUGAUGGGUUCCGGCACAUUGGGCCGUGGCAGGCGGUUGGCCGGUGGAUUGACCGGUGGCAAACCGAAGCGGGUGUCCUUCAAGGGCGACAAUUUGCCGCCGCCAUCGCCACCGCCACCACCUGCCGUGGAAUUGGACGAGAAUGGAUUGCCAAUUCCUGGACCAGGCGAUGCCGGCGGCUGCUCUUACAUGCAUUUUGAUAACUACAUGGACUACCAGACCACUGGCUUUGGUGGAUUGCCCGACGUCACCGAACACUCCAACAUCCGCCGCACACUGUCCCGCCAGAACUCCAUCUCGAACAGCGACUCUGGCGGCGAGAUAGCCAGCAUCCAAAAGUCCAAGGUCAACUUCGGCAAUGCCAUAUCCGGCGGCGUGGUUGUGGGGGGCGACAUUGUCGGCCUGGACGCCAAGUCGCCCACCUCGCUCAGCUCGGCGACGGGUGCCGGCGGUGCCUCCGGCAAGGUGAAGGGAAAGGCCACGAGGAAGGCGAACGACGGCACGGCUGGUGGGCAGAAGGGCAGGCGCGGCUCUUGGCUGGUGGCCCUCACCCUGGUCAGUGCCAUCUGCCUGCUGGCCAUCGCUGCCACGCUGGCCUACCAGCACUUCCUCAUGGCACCCAGCCGAAACUCCCACGCCCAAAGACUGAGAAUCGUCCGACGGAUCCUGCGCGAGGUGCCGCUGGUCGACGGGCAUAACAACUAUGCCUGGAAUGUGCGCAAGUAUGCCCACAGCAGCCUGGAGCUCCACCUUAGCCACGAUCUUGAUCACAAGUCGCUGUGGGCACGGCCGGCGUGGGCACAGACCGACAUGGAGAGGCUUAAGCAGGGACUGGUCAGCGUGCAAGUGUGGUCAGCAUAUGUGCCGUGUGAGGCUCAGGGCUUGGACGCGGUCCAGCUGGCGCUCGAGCAGAUCGACAUAGUGCGGCGACUGUCCGACAUGUACGCCCGGGAGACGGUGCUGGCCACGUCGUCGCAGGACAUUGUUGAGGCGCACCGCCGCGGGCUCCUGGCCUCGCUGAUUGGCGUUGAGGGGGGCCAUACCAUUGGCUCCUCAUUGGGGGUGCUGAGAUCCUUUUACUCCCUGGGAGCACGAUACCUAAGCCUCACCCAUCGCUGCGACGUCUCCUGGGCGGGCUCGAGCGCCUCGACGGCGGAGCAGGGCCUCACGCCCUUCGGCAAGGCCAUUGUCCGCGAGAUGAACCGGCUGGGCAUGAUGAUUGAUCUGUCGCACAGCUCGGAUGCCACUGCUCGGGAUGUGCUGCAGGUGACACGGGCGCCGGUCAUCUUUUCGCACUCUGCCGCCCGCCAGCUGUGCAACUCGACGCGGAAUGUGCCGGACGACAUACUCCGUUUGGUGGCCGAGAACGGUGGCCUGAUCAUGCUGAGCUUCGACUCCGAGGACGUGGCCUGCGGGCGGCAGGCGCGACUCCAGGAUGUGAUCGAGCACAUCAAGUAUGUGCGGGCCAUUGCCGGCAUCCAGCACAUUGGCCUGGGAGCCGGCUACGAUGGCAUUGAGCUGCCGCCACUGGGCCUGGAGGAUGUAUCCAAAUACCCGGAGCUGCUGGCCGCCCUUCUGGAGGAUCACAACUGGAGCGAGGAGGAUGUGGCCAUGCUGGCGGGUCGCAACUUUCUGCGCAUUAUGGAAACAGUGGAGACGGUACGAGAUUACUGGAAACGGGCGGCCAUCCAGCCCAUCGAGCAGACGGAGCCGCAGCCCAAGACGCAGUGCACCUACAUGUCCUCGUGACCGCAGGCGCAGGCGGUGAGGCAGCGACGGGACGAACCCACGCCGACCACAGAGCGGGCAAAUCGAACCACAGCCACGCUGGCUGGAAUCCACUUCUGGCAUCCCAAUCGGGAGACGGAGGACCCCAUCUCCAAUCACACGGAUACAGCGGUGAUCGCGGCCACAGCAACCAGUUUUACGGUCAGCGAGCUGCUCCAGUAAAAUCGUUUAAAUUGUGAAAUCAGAGUUAAGCCUUUUGGUUGGCGGUUCGGUUCGUAGGUCUUUUUUUUUUUGGGAACAUAGAAAAUAAUAAAAGAAUGAGACUUUUCCAACUCUGAUAAGUGGCAAUAGUGAAUUACGUUUUAAUAUUUUCAUAUAUUUUUUAAUUGAAACACAUUUAUGUGUUAGUUUUGUCCAAUAUUUGAAGGUGAUAAUGAAAUUUAUUUUGAUUUACAGACCCCAUUUGUGGAGUUUUUAAAUUAAAGCUAUAAUUUGCAUGUCAAAAACUUACACACAAUGCAAGAUUUUAAUCUAAUUUACCCAAACACUUUUAAUUUAUUUAAAUUUAUUAUAUACCAGUCAUAACAUAAUAUUGUUCCCCCUUUUCUUGGGCUCUAUAAACAACCAUGUAUAUAUAAUAGAACUUCACCCAGGAGUGGCUUUCAGUUUGAAAAGUUUUCAUUAAGAAAAAAUAAUAAUAAUAACAAACAUUACAAUUUACAGGCAUUGCUCGUCCUUAAUUCAACAUUUAAGCAACUGUUGCGGCGAGCCUCGUGAAUAAUUAGUGUGUACUCGUAAUUUACUUCCGUAGGAUGCAUUGAUAGGCGUAUGAAUAAAUAAUAAUAAUAAUAAAUAUACUAGUAUUUAGCCCAUAAUUGUUGUGCAGCUCCUCUUAUUGGUGUUGUGGCUCUGCAUAAAUUAUGCACAGUGCGCAUACUUAUUGCUGCUGCUGUGCCACGGGGCGUAUACGCGACGCAGCUUUGCAGCGAACUCUGAACCGCAAACCAAAAAUCUUUCUUGGCUUCUCUGUGACUGUAUUAUACAUGUAGGGCACACACAUCAAUGAUUCACGCAAAUUAUCGCAAUUAAGCGCAACAUAUUUAAUCACGAACAUCACAUCACCAAUAUAAAUCAUCAAAAUGAAUUAAUUGCAACUGAUUCCACACAGCUAUGUAGGAUCAAAAGUCAGCACAAAUCAGUUAAAGGCACCAAGCCAAUUUAAAUUAUCAUUUUCCUCCGGGCUGCAUAUAUGGAUCGCACUUAAUUUAUAUAUAUUAAGUUAGUUAAGACCCAAGGAGAAACCAAGGAAAAAUCAAAAAACCAAAAACUAAACCAUAUUCUCGUGAAUGCAUUGCUACAUAUGUAUACUCCACACAAACACUCGAAGAAAAACUGAAAUACAAGUAAAGAACAGCAGAAGCAAUGAAAGCAUAAUCGAAUAGAGGAAUACGCAUUUCCAUAAAA